AUGCCAUUGCUACGCUCGACUGGACUAGGAAAAAGGCUUCCCGGCCACGUUGGCGACUGUUAUCGAAAGGAUGCAUACUGGCAGCUGAUGUCAAGAGAGAUGGUUGAUCAUCUCCUACGAACAUCGUCGACAGGGACCUCCGUCGAAAAGAAUUUGCUGUCCCCGCUACUCCAUGGGACAGACAGUUUUUUGGGUCGAAAGCUGACCCACGAUGAACUUGUUGAAGAAGCCAUGGGUAUCAUGUUUGCAGGAAGUGGCACAACUUCGACAACCUUAGCAUACAUGCUCUAUGCUUUAGCUUCUCCCGAAAACGGGGAAACCCAAGUCACUCUACGAGAUGAAGUAAUGCGUCUUCCACCCAACGACAUAUUGGCGCUUCGGAAUAGCCCAUAUAUCAAUGCUGUGAUUAAGGAAACCUUCCGCUUGUUUCCGACCAUCAUUUCUACCCUUCCACGACAUCUGACUGAGCCGUUCCAGCUUGGAGAAUACACCUUACCGGCUGGGACUGUUAUUGGAAUGCAGAAUUACGUGCACCACCGUGACCCGUCGGUGUUUCCAGAGCCAGACCGGUUUUACCCUGAGCGCUGGUUAACUAGUACAAAGGAGAUGGAUAUGUCGUUGACCCCGUUCAGCCUGGGUAGGCGAAAUUGUAUUGGUCAAAAUCUGGCAUUGGAGGAACUCUAUGUUGCAGUUGAGGUGAUUAUGCGAUCUGGGCUUGUUUUCAAGCUUGGAAGGGAAAUGGAAGGCUGGGAAAUGGAAAUGGAGGAUAGAUUCAAUAUCGCGCCCAGGGGUCGGCGGCUAAUGCUGGAGGUCGUGAAAGGAACAACAUGA
This is a messenger RNA of Penicillium pulvis, 831 nucleotides long. Its product is annotated as cytochrome P450. The transcript has a single exon. Lineage: Eukaryota; Fungi; Ascomycota; Eurotiomycetes; Eurotiales; Aspergillaceae. Gene Ontology annotation, molecular function: oxidoreductase activity, acting on paired donors, with incorporation or reduction of molecular oxygen; monooxygenase activity; iron ion binding. The record is from RefSeq and is a predicted model, not a curated record. The coding region runs from base 1 to 831 and encodes 276 amino acids.